Molecule: messenger RNA, 1437 nt
Organism: Zingiber officinale
Lineage: Eukaryota; Viridiplantae; Streptophyta; Magnoliopsida; Zingiberales; Zingiberaceae
Product: CASP-like protein 1C1
Exons: 3
Coding region: 690-1226 (178 amino acids)
Source: RefSeq, a predicted model, not a curated record
AUUCAGAAAUCUAGCCAACCUUUCAAAUUUUUUAUUUCACUGGAGAAAAAUAUUUUACAAUACACCAUAGUAGAGUUAGUUAAAAUUCGAAGUAUGAGUGUUUAAGAAACUACUUAUCGUUUUACCAUUACACCGUGACCCAAGGGGUGUCUUAGGCCUAUCUCUUGCAGUUGACAUCAGCAGAUAACGAUGCUCAACGGGAUGGCCUAUCAGCGUGGUGCUUUGGUUAAACAAUCAACUGAAUGAUGCCGGCAAUGACUAUUCUUCCAGGACAAUGUCACAUUACCGCACCUGGACCUUAGCGGUCUAGCAAACUUAGAAAUUUGAAGGCAUCAUUAAAUGAUCUGAUUUUUCAGAAACACUAGAACAGAGAAGAAAGUUAAGUCUCUAACAGAUUUCCUUUCACCACGGUUUAGGCACAUGCAACUAUUUUGGCCAUCUGCUUCUCGUCACCGAUUCUUGCUCACUUCGGUAUAGCAUUCAUUGUCCAGCCACAUGCCAAAGGACAUUAGACUUCCCUCGAAACCUUGAUUCAUAAUCCCAUUUUGCUACCUAGAUAACUAGAGAAUUUAUAUCCACAGAACAAAGUGCUGAAAGAUGUCGGUAGGUGAGAUAAUUCAACCAAUCUAAAGAACAGCAGCUUAGUUAAACCCUUUCUCUAGUUAAACCCCCCAAGCUACCACCACCAAAUGCGCUUAUUUAAAUGCCGAGUUCCCAUAGCAGCACCUUGCAGUAUCACCAAAAUGGUGAAGAGUUUCAGAGUGUUGUAUCUUCUUCUCAGGCUAUUAGCUGCAGCAGCUGCUCUUUCUGCGGCCAUCGUCAUGGCGACAAGCCAUGACUCGACCACCUUGUUAGGCAUAACCUUGGAAGCCAAGUUCCAGUACAAUCCUGCCUUCGAGUUCCUUGUCAUUGCAAAUGGUAUCGGGUUUUGCUACAGCUUAAUAGCACUCUUUAUACCAUCAAGUUUGCUAUCAAGAUUGGUCAUUAUGUUUGAUGUGAUUAUAGCAAUGCUGCUGACAGCUGCCAUAGCUGCUGCCGGAGCCAUGGCACAGCUUGGGAAGAACGGCAACACUCAUGCAGGAUGGCUGCCUGUAUGUGACCAAGUUCCCAACUUUUGUGAUCAUGCAAUGGGAGCUAUGAUAUGUGCCUUGGUUGGUGUUGUUACCUACCUUCUCAUUGUGCUCUACGAUGUUCACAUGUUGUUGAGUCCUAAGCUGCUUCCAUGAUCCUUAUAACCUAUAGAAAAAAUUUACAUCAAUAUGUUUAGCUACUAUGCAAGAAAUUCAUGUUCAUUUCUUUGCCAAUCAAUUAUACAAGUUGAUUGAGAUCAAUGGUCAUUCAUCAGUAUUUGAGCUUGUAAUGUAAGUUGGAUGAAACUACCUGACUCCAGUGUAACUGCCUCUCUUUCCAAGAGAGUGGACAAUCUUCUUUACUGAA